AUGUCCUACGACGUAGACGAUGGCAUUCCGGAAGGAGUUAAUCACUUAACAAUAGAUCAUGCCGUGGAAGCCAGGUAUUUCUUCGAACAGUUACCGUACAACUUCGAACGCCGUAUUGAAGAAGUGCUGGCGGACACCGAGAGAACAACCGGUAGCCGGCGGGAAGUUACUUGCAUAAUGACGGAUGCUGCUCUCUGUUCUCCGCUUGGAAAAAUGGCGGAGGAUAUGAAUGUUCCAAGCCUUUAUGAUGUUAUUCCUGGGUUAUCUUCUCUACCCUUUAAAGAUUUACCCCAUGAAAUACAUUUAAGCAAGCCAAGUAAUGAACUUGUGCCAUAUUUAUAUCGUAUGGCACAAAAACUACCACAAGCAAAAGCUCUUCUGUUGAAUGCCUAUGAAGAACUAAACCCAAUUCCUCUCACAAAUUAUCUAAAAUCAAAAGUUAAGAACUUACUCUACAUAGGUUGCUUAACUUUAUCGAUUACACAGGAGAAUGAUGGUAGUUCUACUUCUGCAGGUUGUUUAUUUUCAUGGCUCGAUAGACAAAAAGUUGGUUCUGUUGUCUAUGUAUCUUUUGGAACGACAACUAGUUUAAAUUGUGGUAGUGGGAGUUAA
Molecule: messenger RNA, 612 nt
Organism: Jatropha curcas
Lineage: Eukaryota; Viridiplantae; Streptophyta; Magnoliopsida; Malpighiales; Euphorbiaceae
Source: RefSeq, a predicted model, not a curated record